Messenger RNA from Syngnathoides biaculeatus (alligator pipefish), 3860 nucleotides. RefSeq names its product trafficking protein particle complex subunit 9 (gene trappc9). Gene Ontology annotation, cellular component: trans-Golgi network. Bases 184 to 3654 code for a protein of 1156 amino acids. The record is from RefSeq and is a predicted model, not a curated record. Lineage: Eukaryota; Metazoa; Chordata; Actinopteri; Syngnathiformes; Syngnathidae. The transcript is spliced from 23 exons.
AAUGAAUGUGGUUAAGUCAGUUGGGUGGGAAUUGAAAAUAUUUGCAAUCUAAUGUGGGCUUUCGUUACCGGUUCACUGCAUUGCUGCUGGAAGUAUUACAACGUGACGAUCGUGAACUAGCUGCUUGGCUAAUUUACACGAUUUAUCAAUGAAAGUGGCUACGGUUGUAUUAAACCAUCGUGUAUGCAGGAAUCACAGGGGAAAAUGAGUGUCCCCGAUUACAUGCAAUGUGCCGAAGACCAUCAAUCGGUGCUGGUGGUUGUCCAGCCGGUCGGCAACGUGCCCGAGGACCAGUUCUUCAAGAUCUACAAGCGCAUCACCAGCGUGAGCCACGUGAGCAUCAGGGACUCCCAGCGCCUCCUCUACAUUCGCUACCGCCACCACUACUUGCCCGAUAACAACGAGUGGGGCGACUUCCAGACGCACCGCAAGGUGGUGGGCCUGGUGGCCGUCACCACCUGCGGCUCCCCCAAAGACUGGCCUCUGACGGCCGAGCACUUCCACAGCCAGAAGGAAGUGUACGGCUCCACGCUGUACGACUCCAGGUUGCUGGUGUUCGGGCUCCAAGGGGAGAUAGCCGAGCAGCAGAGGACGGAUGUGGCCUUCUACCCCAGCUUCGAAGACUGCGCCGACGUGGAGAAGAAGGUGGAGGACUUUGUGGAGUCCAUAUUUAUCGUGCUGGAAUCCAAACGGCUGGACCGUGCCAUCGACAAGUCGGGUGACAAGAUCCCUCUGCUGUGUGUGCCCUUUGAGAAAAAGGACUUUGUGGGUUUGGACACUGACAGCAGGCAUUACAAAAAGCGGUGCCAGGGACGCAUGAGGAAACACAUCGGCGACUUGUGUCUACAAGCGGGCAUGCUGCAGGACGCCCUGGUUCACUACCACAUGGCCGUGGAGCUGCUCAGGGCUGUUAAUGACUUCCUCUGGUUGGGGGCUGCAUUGGAGGGUCUUUGUUCGGCCUCUGUCAUAAUUCACUAUCCCGGAGGCACGGCGGGGAGGACGCUCCAUCACAAGGGAAAUAUCUCUCAGGCAGUGGAUGCAGGGAAGCGCCACAGACCAGGGGCUCAGGAGGUUCUCAUUGACCCAGGCGCCCUCACGGCCAACGGCAUCAGCGCCGACACCAGCGCGGAGAUCGGGCGGGCGAAGAACUGCUUGAGCUCGGAGGAUAUUAUUGAAAAGUACAAAGAGGCUAUCUCCUACUAUGGAAAGUAUAAGAAUGCGGGCGUGAUCGAACUGGAGGCCUGCGUGAAGGCGGUGCGGGUGCUGGCCAUUCAGAAGAGGGCUCGAGAGGCUUCGGAGUUCCUGCAGAAUGCCGUUUACAUCAACCUGGGGCAGCUCUCCGAGGAGGAGAAGAUCCAGCGGUACAGCAUCCUAUCCGAGCUGUACGAACUGAUCGGCUUUCGCCGCAAGUCGGCGUUUUUCAAGCGUGUCGCCGCCAUGCAGUGCGUGGCCCCCACCAUCCCGGAGCCCGGCUGGAGGGCCUGCUACAAGUUGCUGCUGGAGACGCUGCCCGGGUACAGCCUUUCCCUCGACCCCAAGGACUUCAGUAAAGGCACCCACCGAGGCUGGGCCGCCGUCCAAAUGCGUCUCCUGCACGAGCUGGUGUACGCUUCCCGCCGCAUGGGUAACCCCGGCCUCUCCGUACGCCACCUGUCCUUUCUGCUGCAGACCAUGCUGGACUUCCUGUCCGAUCAAGAGAAAAAAGAAGUGACCCAGAGCCUGGAAAAUUACACCUCCAAGUGCCCGGGUGGAAUGGAGGUCAUCACCCUACCGGAUGGCCUUAAACUCCCGCCGGUUCCUUUUACUAAGCUUCCGAUUGUCCGGUCGGUGAAGCUUCUUAACCUCCCGGUGAGUCUGCGUCCUCACAAGGUGAAAGGCCUGCUGGGUCCCAAGGUGUCCACGGCCAGCCCCUUUAUCUACUCGCCCAUCGUCAUGCACAACAGAGGAGAGGAGCGCUGCAAGAAGAUCGACUUCCAGUGGGUACAAGGAGAUGUUUGCGAGGUGCAGCUCAUGGUCUACAACCCCAUGCCGUACGAGCUCCGCGUAGAGAACGUGGGUUUGCUGACCUCCGGAGUCGAGUUCGAGUCCCUCCCUGCUGCGCUGUCCCUGCCUGCAGAGUCCGGCCUCUACCCCGUCACUUUAGUGGGCGUGCCACGAACCUCUGGCAACAUCACGGUCAACGGCUACCACACUUCGGUGUUUGGCGUGAGCAGCGAUUGCCUACUGGAAGGUCUGCCCGGCGUCAAGACUGAUGGAUGCCUCGUGGAGGUCAUCCCAUCACUUCCUCGUCUCCAGCUCAGUACAUCACUGCCACGGUCGACCCACACACCUCAGCCCAUGUCCAAAGAGGAGCUUUCCAGCACUGUGUCCAUGCAGCUUUUCAACGGCGAGGGCCAGCAGAUGACCAUCACCUUGGAGAACAUCGGCUGCGAGGACAUCGAGAGUCUGGAGCUCGCCUCCAAGAUAGUCACUACCAAAGAGAAAGUGUUUGGGGAGUUUCUGACGUGGGACCUGGGGGAUGUUUCAUCUCACAUGCCUCUUAAACCCGGCCAGGCUGUCACGUUGACAGUCGACAUUAAUGUCAAACUGGACUUCUCCGGCCAGGAGAACCUGUUGCAGGACCUCAAUGACGAUGGAAUCAGUGUGACAGGCCUGCCAAUCUCCAGUCCUUUGCGUCAAGUCCUCAAGCCCAGGCCCGAAAGCAAGGCCGUCAGCGGCGAGUCCGGCAAGGGGGAGUACAGUCAUAUUAAGACUUUAGAGGCAGUCCUUAACUUCAAGUACUCCGGGGGGGGCGGCAAAGUGGAGGGCUACUACAGGGAGCUGUCCGUCGGAGUCCACGUUGACGUGGAACCGUCGAUGUUCUUCACCAGAGUUAGCACCCUUCCCGCUACCAGCACCCGCCAGUGUCAUCUGCUACUGGACAUCUUCAACCCAACAGAGCACGAGCUCACUGUCAGUGCCAAGAACAACCAGGACCUGGUUCUCCAUGCCAGCGAGUGCCAAAGGAUGGCCAUCCAGGUUGACAAGUUUGACUUUGAGAGUCUGCCCGCGCCCAACCAGGAGACAAUUCACUUCGCUAACCCCAGACAGCUGGAGGAGGAGCGACAGCAUGCUCAGGGCUGCCAGAUCAACAGUAAACUGGGCAUCUGCUGGAGCAUCCCUUCCCUGCGGCGCCACGGCGAGGCCAGCGUGGAAGGAGUCCUCAACCAGCUGGUCCUGGAGCACCUGCAGCUCGCUCCCUUGCAGUGGGACGUGUUGGUGAACGGGAAGCCGUGCGACUGCGACGUCAUCGCCGACUGCCAAGUGGGCGACGCCGUCUCCUUGGAGAUCAAGCUGACCAAUCGGAGCAAGAACUCCGUGGGCCCCCUGGCUCUGACCGUGGUGCCUUACCAGGACUACCAGAACGGGGUUCAGAACUACGACCUGGGCGAGGCCGUCACCUUCAUCGGCUCCAACACCUUCUGCAUCGACACGGUCAAACCCAAAGAAAAGUCCAUCUGCAUGGGCGCUUUGCUCUUCCUCUACACUGGAGACUUCUACCUUAGCAUCAAGUUCCAGGACGACAGCGCUGGACGAGAACUGCCGUUGGCCUGGUUCACUCUGCCCAGCGUCCACAUCAGAACACUGGACACACUUCUGCAGGCCCCGGCCUGAUUGGCCCGCAAAACUCGUGCAUUUAGUGUUAAUAUCUGUAAAUAAGUUAGGUUGCCAACUAGCCUGCUGAGCUAGCCCGACUCGCUACCAUGUGCCAGUCUUAUAGCUAAGAUGUAAAAGUUGGUAAGUUAUUUUUGGUUUUUCCUCCCAACUGAACUACAGAUGAGCACUCAUUUAAAUGUAAAUAAACAAAAUCAUCAAAGCUG